AUGCAGGAACGGUUCCACAUUUCUGACGACGACGCAAUCCAGCGACUACGUCAAAAAGGUGAGCCGAUUCAUUUAUUUGGAGAGACAAGCAGGGAGCGACGUAUGCGUCUUCGAUCCUUAGAGCUAAGUGAAGAGCAUGGAAUGCGGGUGAUGCAAGGCCACAACGACAGCAGGAGAUUCAUGCGCUCGACGGAAAAGGAACUUUUGAUGGAACAGGUGGAAAGACGAUCAUCACCGCACCUGGCAAGCAAGAGCACGUCAAUAAACGAGGCUAGGACCGAGCAAGAUGCUCCAAGUACCGCCUCGUCGUCAUCCGUGCCUGGUCGAGUGCCUGCCCGAAUGCGUGAAGGAGUAGGUAUGCACACGGUGAUGGACCUCAAGCUGAUGUGGACAAAUCCAGCACGUGUAUAUCCUAUUCUUUACUACACAAUAAAGGGUUUACUCGCCGAUUGGGAGUUGGCCUUAGCGAAAAGACCGGAGGACGUGCGGCACAGCGCGCAAGGACGUCAACUUAGUGCAAUGCAAAUGCAGACGGCCGAAUAUAUCAAGCCGUUGUUGAAAGCACUGCGGCGACGCUCCCUGGAGCCUGAUGUCCUUUUGCGCAUUGCCGAAAUUGUACAUUAUAUGCAGCAGCGCGAGUACCGCAAAGCCAAUGAUUCGUACUUGCAGCUAUCUAUUGGCAACGCGCCUUGGCCCAUUGGAAUUACCAUGGCUGGGUAA
Messenger RNA from Malassezia globosa CBS 7966, 720 nucleotides. RefSeq lists its product as uncharacterized. The coding region runs from base 1 to 720 and encodes 239 amino acids. The transcript has a single exon. The record is from RefSeq and is a predicted model, not a curated record. Lineage: Eukaryota; Fungi; Basidiomycota; Malasseziomycetes; Malasseziales; Malasseziaceae. Gene Ontology annotation, biological process: generation of catalytic spliceosome for second transesterification step; RNA splicing. Gene Ontology annotation, cellular component: U5 snRNP; U2-type post-spliceosomal complex; U4/U6 x U5 tri-snRNP complex.